This is a messenger RNA of Sorghum bicolor (sorghum), 1664 nucleotides long. RefSeq names its product non-structural maintenance of chromosomes element 4 homolog A. NCBI's taxonomy places the organism in Eukaryota, Viridiplantae, Streptophyta, Magnoliopsida, Poales, Poaceae. The record is from RefSeq and is a predicted model, not a curated record. The transcript has 7 exons. Gene Ontology annotation, biological process: DNA repair. Gene Ontology annotation, cellular component: nucleus; Smc5-Smc6 complex. Bases 283 to 1344 code for a protein of 353 amino acids.
GUUGCCAGUGCCAGCUCGCCGCGCGGCGCAGGCCCUCCCUCUCGGGAACAUUUCAAAUCCCCGCCUCUCCCUCUCCCCUGCUCGGCGGCACUCCCCAGGAAAAAUUCGCGCAUCCCAGAUUCCACGGGCGCGCGCUGCCGAUUCGCGCCCCCGUCUCCCUUCUCCCCUUCCCCGCCCGAUCGCUCAUCGUAGCCUUAGCGCAGCCACACCGCCGGCUAGGGUUGGGGCUGGGACUGGAGGCCUAGGGUUUGGAGGGUCUGGUUGGAAGUUUCGGAGCACAGGAUGGCGGGGGAGCGGGGGGAGAGCAGCGGCGAGCGGCAGGGGACGGUGGAGCGGCGGAUGCUGCGGUCGCGGUACCACGCCGUGAAGAGCCUCAUCAGCGAUGAGCGGGAUGAGAUGGCGAGGGCGGAUUCGGACAGGUUCACGGCCAUCAUCCAGCAGGUGGAUUGCCUGCACGAGCUCGUGCAAAAGCCCAGGGAGCAAAUUGCGGAUGCAGAAGCUCUGCUUGGCAUUGCAAGCACUUUGGUAACUUCGGUGAGGUCCCAGUCAAGUGAAGGAAUCACCCCUUCUGAUUUCAUAACAGCUUUACUCAAGAAGUUUGGGCAGCAAGGGAGCCUUGAUGAUGAGGCUGUCUCAUUGCAAUGGGGUGAUCUCGGGCUUUCUGUUUCACAUAUCUUCAGGCCUAUGCCUGGAUGCUGUACCAUGCUUGGUCCUAUGGAUACUGAAGUAAAGCAACGGAAAGUUGCGGCUGUUGGUAGAAAACGGACUGCACGGCCAACAGAAAAUACUUGUCCUGAAGAGCUUGCUGAUUCUUCAGAGGAAGUAAAGUCAGACACUGACAGGAAUGUCUUAGUUAUUUUUGAUGUCCUGAGGCGAAAGAAGAGUGCAAAGCUUGAAAACCUUGUUUUGAAUAGGCUUUCAUUUGCCCAAACAGUUGAAAAUAUUUUUGCACUGUCUUUCUUAGUGAAAGAUGGUAGGGUGGAAAUAAAUAUAGAUGACAACGGGCAUCAUAUAGUACGUCCAAGGAAUGCACCUGCUGCUAGUGCCAUAGCCUCCGGAGAAGUCUCCUACAGUCAUUUUGUUUUCAGAUUUGAUUUCAAAGACUGGAAGCUUAUGAAAGAAGCUGUCAAGGAGGGGGAAGAGUUGUUGCCACACAGGACUUCCCAGAGCGCUCUUUGCAAUGAAGAGAAUUAUCAACCAAAUAUGGAGGCACGUGCGCAAGUAACACCUAUCAGGAAACUCUCCCGGAACCGAGGCUUGAUCUUACAGGAUAAUGUAGUUGAGGAAACUCCUGAGGAGAACCAAGCGUCUAAGCGCAGGCGCCUUUUCAGAGAUCAAGAUUGACCUAGCAAUUGCUUGGCAUGAGUAGUGUAGGCAGGCAGGCCUGCCUUGUUUUUUUGUCUGUAUGUAAAAAAUUGCCUUAGCUUGAGUGACUUAUCUUACACUAGGUCUGUAGGACAGUUAUGCAUGCUGUCUUAGGCUCUUAGCACCGCUCGUGCUUCUCUGUGAGAAGUAGGGAAUGUAACUAAAUUCCCAUUAUAUGAACUUCAGCUCAAAUCUCACAACUACAUAAUGGUCUUGGUAGGGCUGAAUAACUAGCAGCAUGUCUCGUUGUGGCUCAGGUAAUCUUGUUAAGAAAUCAUCAGUUAAAACUUAAAAGUUCA